Dermatophagoides farinae (American house dust mite) is the source of this 3018-nucleotide messenger RNA. RefSeq lists its product as uncharacterized. Gene Ontology annotation, biological process: G protein-coupled receptor signaling pathway. The record is from RefSeq and is a predicted model, not a curated record. Gene Ontology annotation, molecular function: neuropeptide Y receptor activity. Gene Ontology annotation, cellular component: plasma membrane. Lineage: Eukaryota; Metazoa; Arthropoda; Arachnida; Sarcoptiformes; Pyroglyphidae.
AUGGAAUCAUCAUCAUCUAUGACAACAGCAUCAGAAAUUGUUGAAAUAUCGGAAUCAUCUUUAAUUUAUAAUCAUGAUAAUAAUCAGGCCACAGAACCACAAUGGCGUUAUUCAUUGAUUUGGACCAUUGUACUUUGUAUUGCCUAUUCAAUUGUAUUUAUAAUGGGAUUAAUUGGCAAUAGUGCUGUACUAUGGGUAAUCAAUAUGAUGCGUCAUAAUACACCGAAUUCAAAUCAAAUGAUGGCCAACAAUAAUAAUAAUGUAUUCAAUUAUUUCAUCUGUAAUUUGGCAUUGGCCGAUUUGUUGGUCAUUUUAUUUUGUUUAAUACCAAAUCUGCUUGGCAAUAUAUUGACAACCUGGAUUCUAGGACGUCUUGUAUGUAAAGCCGUUCCAUUUCUUCAAGGUGUUGCCGUCACUGCAUCCAUAUAUACUUUGGUUGCCAUUUCGAUCGAUCGUUUCUAUGGAAUUUAUUAUCCAUUUAAUAAUGGAUUCAGCCCAUUAGUUCGCCGAUAUGUUAUCGUAUUCAUAUGGCUAUUCAGCUUUUCAUUGUCAAGUCCGUGGUUAAUAUUUUUCGAUGUUUAUACCGUCGAUAAUCAAGUGAUGUGUCAUGAAAAUUGGCCUGAAGAAUGGAUUUCAAAUUUUUAUUUUAUAUUCAUUAAUUUUGGUCUGCAAUAUUUAUUACCUGUAUCCGUUACAAUCUUUUUCUAUUUAUUAUUAUAUGUAAAAAUUUCUCGACGUCAAUUACCAUUGAUCAUUAGUAAUGGUGAUGGCCAAACAAAUGCUAUAAUGAAUGGUGAACAUUCAAGUAUCAAUAAAAUGAAUAGUCGUAUUGUGGAAAAAUCCAGGCUUAAAGUGCUUAAAAUGUUGAUCACAAUUGUAUCCGUAUUUGUACUCAGUUGGCUACCAUUAUAUGUUAUUUUUUGUUUUAUUAAAUUCACACAAAUUGAUGAAAAUUCAUUCAAAGGACUUAUUAUAAUUGGCUUAACACCAUUGGCACAAUGGCUAGGAGCAACAAAUUCCUGUAUAAAUCCAAUACUUUAUUUUUUCUUCAAUCCAAAAUUUCGUACCUAUCUACGGAAAACUAUAACGAAAAAUUGUUCAAGAAAUGAAAAUCUAAAUCAAUUCAAUAUGAAUUAUCAACAUAAAAAUGGUACAAAAUUUGCGAUCAAUUGUAAUGGAAAAAAUUCAUAUCAUUCACGUUUAGCUACAGCUAGCAAUACAUUGAAUCAACCACCGACGCCAACAACAUUUGAAUUGAAUAAUUCAUCAUAUAAACUGCAAACAUCACCGAAUAUUUCUAAUCUUUUGAAAUUAUCACCAACAUUGGGAAUUACGAAAAAGAAUAAUGAUGAUAAUAAGAAUAAUCAGAAUCAAAAUAGCAAAAAACUUAUGAAAAUACAAUGUUGCUAUCACCAAAAAAGAUGGCCCUUUCAAACAAGACUAAUGAUAGUCAACCGGUAUCGAAUAGUGUCUGAAUCAAUUCAUAAUUUUGAUCAUCAGAUGAUUAAUUUGGAUUGUGGCACCGUUUUAACAUCGCCAACAGCAAUGAAUGAAACAACAACAUAUCCAACACUGAGAAUGACCAAUUCAUUACCAUUGACAAUCAGUAAUGUUGGUGAUGGUCUUUCAUCAUCAUCUUCUUCAUCAGCAACAUCAUCAUCAUCAUCAUCAGCAUUGUUCAAUCAUUCAUCAUCAUCAUCAUCAUCAAAACCAUUAUCAUCAGCAAUAACGACAAUCACCAAAAAUGUAUGUACACAACAACAAUCAAAUAACUAUGGGAACAUUCAUAAAAAGUUCAACAUUAUUAAUAAAAAUGAUGUAAAUUGUAAUCAGAAAACAAAAACUUUUGUAACAGAAAAUGUUCAAACAAAUAACAAUAUCCUCAAUAAUCAUAAUGAUGAUAAUGGAAAAAAAUUGACAACUGUUGUUGGAUGUAAUGAAUUUCCCUUGAAUCAUUUAAAAAAAUUUCAUUGUUAUCAUAAUAAUGAUAAUGAUAAUGAUGAUGAUGAUGAUGAUGAUCAUUUUCAACAGAAUAAUUAUCAUAAUAGGAUUAUAACAUUGAAUAAUAAUUGUUAUCAUCGUCCAAAUAAUGGUAAACAAGCAACAAAUAGUAGUAUUAAUAAUAACGAUGAUGAUGAUGAUGAUAAUUCCUUAUUAUUUCAUCGAUAUGAUCAAGGCUAUUCGAAGAUAAUUUCCAAUUGUUUUAUCAAAAUAUCGACAACAUCAUUGAAUCUUGAAACAUCUGUUUAACGAAUGAACAGAAUCCUCCCCCAAAAAAAAAAAAAAAUCAUCCACAAUUUUUCAUUGAAUUUCCAAUCGUUUUUUUCUAUUGUUUUUUCAUCAUCAUCUUCAUUUAUAAAUCAACGGGUUUCACAAUCGAUUGUAAAUCUUGUCAUCCUGUUGUUGUUGUAUGCAUGAAUCAUAUGACAUUUAAUAUAAACUAAGAAACUUAUAUAUUCACAUCACCUUUUUUUCACACUGUCAUUUUUUUUUUGUUUUACUCAAAAAUUGAUCUCUAAACAACAUAUAAAAUUUCCUGAUCACCUAAACAAUCAUACAAUGUCAGUGAUUGUUUUUUUUUCUAUAUAAUAUUCACACAUACACAUAAACAUAUACAAACAUACAUAAUAUAUAUAUGAAUAAGAAAGGCCAGAUCAACAAUUGAAAAAUCCAUACAUCUGUCUGAUGCCAAUCAAUGUCUUAUUCACUAUAGUCAUAAAAUGUUCAUGAUGUGCCAUAUGAUGCAUCCUACAACAAUUGUGGAAUCGACAUAUUGUAUAUUAUAUGUCUACACUGUUUGUGUUUGUGUUGGUGGUAGUUGAUUCCUCUUCGGGACAAAUCGUGGGUCAAGUUUCAAAAUGGAAAAUGAACACAUCCACAUCCACACACACACAUAUUAGCAGCAGCAGCAUCCAAAAUUUUUAUAAUUUUCAAACAACAAAAUUUGAUUCAGAAUUUCAAACAAGAUGAUCACAUUGGAUAAAUUAUUUUUUCUACUAUUAUUAUGUUUCACAUUUC